Molecule: messenger RNA, 369 nt
Organism: Vicia faba (fava bean)
Lineage: Eukaryota; Viridiplantae; Streptophyta; Magnoliopsida; Fabales; Fabaceae
Source: the annotation of a GenBank genome assembly
AUGAAAUUUCAUCAAGAUCGUGAUUCUGUUUCGGUUGUGUCUGAUCAUUGGUCUUUGUUUUCGGGUUUUACCGCGUCGGAUGGGGUUUCACGAGGGAAUCAAAUUGGCGUUUUAAGGGUUUCGAAUGAUGAUGAGAAAGGGAAUUUUGAUUUUUACGAGUUGAACCAACAAGAUUGGGAUUCAGCUGAGUCUGUGUUGAGUUUGGAGUAUCCAUUAACUCGUGCUUCUUCUUUGAAAGCUGAGGAUUCUGAUCCUAAACAUGUUCCUGUUUUAGAAAAUAGUGCAUAUAAGGUGUUUGAUAAAAUACCUCUAUAUGUUUCCAAUCUGAGACCCGUUGGAAGAAAUUUUCCUUUAGGAAACUUGUUAUAG